Messenger RNA from Pararge aegeria (speckled wood butterfly), 698 nucleotides. RefSeq names its product calcium and integrin-binding protein 1-like. Gene Ontology annotation, molecular function: calcium ion binding. The record is from RefSeq and is a predicted model, not a curated record. Bases 52 to 633 code for a protein of 193 amino acids. NCBI's taxonomy places the organism in Eukaryota, Metazoa, Arthropoda, Insecta, Lepidoptera, Nymphalidae. The transcript is spliced from 5 exons.
GAGUUUGAUUAAAGGUGUUUCUUUUUAUACUAAAAAAAAAAUCGUUUAAGGAUGGGUAUGUGUGAAACAAAGUAUCCAGGUCUGACCCAAGAUGUUUUAGAAGACUACACCUCGUUGACUUAUUUAAAUAAGGGAGAGAUUUUGUAUUUGAUGAAAAAGUUUUAUUCAAUAGACCCAGAGAAGAUCGAAAAUGAUUAUAAUCACCGAUUUAAAAAGGAAGAUAUAAUUAACAAGUUUCACGUUCUAAAAAACAACCCGUUCCAAGAUCGCCUGAUCCGUGUGUUCUCAUCUCGAAAAGACAACUGUUUUUCCUUUGAAGAUCUCUUGGACCUUUGUUCCGCUAUGAGCCCUGAGUGUCCUUCUGAGGUUAAAGCAGCAUGGGCUUUUCAAGUUUUCGAUAUAGACGAAGACAACCAAAUAUCGACCGCAGACAUUUGCUUUAUUCUGGACCGCUUGACUUGGGACCCAAAUAAUCGUGCCAAUUAUUUAGACAAAGAGUCUAAACUGAAGAUAGCUGAUGUGAUAUUAAAAGAAAUCAACUUGGACAGGAGUGGCAGUAUCGGUAUAAGCGAAUUUAAACUAAUACUCGCAAGGAUACCCGAGUUUGCAACGUCUUUUUAUUUUCGACUGUGAUAAUAUUUAAGUAGUUACUACAUAUACAAAAUACAUACUAUACAAUAAUAAAAAAUUAAAAACAA